AAUUGAGGAGGUGCAUAAAACAAGUUAAGUGGGUGAAUUGAGAUCAAUAAAACAUAUAGUAAAGAUCCACGAUUUGUAAGAGAGAAAGAGAGAGAGAAAGCAAUUUUCAGAGGGCUCGGCGGUCGGCCGGCGCGUGAGCGUCCGUGCCGCCGCCGGAGCUCGUGUUUCUUUCAGAUAAAAUUACCAGGAUCCGGCCUUCUCCUCGUUUCUGCCGGUUCCCGCCUGUCCGAUCUCUGGUCUGCCACCAACCGCUUUGGUUCUGGUCCUGGAGUAACGACGCGGUGGCUGUGUAGAUGACGCGGAGAAGACCUUAGUUGUUGUCGGAAUAAUAUCUCCGGGAGGCGGAGGCUAUCGCAGAUCCGUCGCCGCCGGUCUUUUGUCUCCGUGGCGGGGAAACUCCUUCAGGUCCGCCGUCAUCGGAUCUAGUCUCCGGGGGGUGAAGGCUUCUUCAGCCUUGCGUCGCCGGCUCGUGGCCCUUAUUCUUUAGGGUUUUGUUUCUUUCUUUUCUUCGGUCGGGUUUUUUUGUUUGUUUCUGUGGGUUGGUGUGUUCGUCGGAGGAGAUGGAAGAGCUCCGGCGGAAAGAAUGAGGAUGCAUGCGAUUCCUCUGGCGGGUCCCGGUGGUUAAUGUUGAUGGAGGAGCUCUCGCUACGGCGAUUGAGCCUCUCCGGCUUGAGUGGCCCAAAGUUGGGUGAAAGUAAAGAGGAACGGAGCGAUGGAGCUCCGGUUUGGCCGGGUGGUCCGGUGGUUGGAUCUCCGGCGCCGACGAGUUGAGAUGGUAUGGCGCUAUCCUUGUGACACGUGUUUCUUCGCGGAGGAGGAUCGCGACACGUGUACAAGCGGCCAAAAGUGGGUUUAGUGAGGCGGCAGUAUGCCUUUCCGCCUGCUCCCUAGGGUUUUCUCGUGAUGGGUCCGUAGGGCUUAGCCCAUUAGAAAUUUGGGUGUCCUAUUUGUUGUUGGGCUUAUGUUAUAAUAUUGUACUGGGUUUGGCCCGUUUCUUUUAUAAUAUUAAAUCCCUUUGAUGGAAAAAAAAAAAAGAUAGUGGAACCUAAUAAACUUGCACUCGAUUACUUUAACGAAAAAAAAAUAUAAGAUAUCUUUUAAAAUAAAAUAAAAAAAAAGAAACAACGUGUGGAACCAUUAACAAUCAACAUAUAUUUAGUGGCACGCACGUCUUCUAAAAUUGUCCUCACGUAUUCAUAUAUACAUAUGCUCAAACGCUAGGCGUUGCAGAAUUAUUAUUCCAUUUUAGAGAAAAAGACAUGGCAAGGUCGCUCAAGAAACCAGCCAAGUUUAGCCUACGACGAGUCCGGAUCAACUCACCGUCCAUUAGGUUCAAACCUGACUCCAGUUCCAUAGAGAGAGACCAAAGAAUCGAGUUUCUUGGUCAAAAUGCCGAUGAUGCUGGAUCCACAGGAGAAGAAAGCAAAGUCCAAAACAGAGAAAGCGAAGAGACUGAAGACAAACAAGAAGAAGAAAUCGUCAAAGUAGUGAUAAAAGAAGAGAAAAAAGAGCAAAAAGAAGAAGAUGACGUCAAGAGCUUUCAAGAUGGAGGCGCAGAAGGGAAGAAAGAGGCGGGAGUAGCGGUUGAGACGGCUAAAGAGGAGGAGGCAGAAGGUGGGAACAGAGUAAUGGUGGUGGUGGAUAAAGCCCUUGCUUCUACAGGAGCUUUAGAAUGGGCUAUAACACAUACCUUACAACCACAAGACACUCUUUUUCUGCUAUAUUUUGCACAACCAUUUAGAAAAGGUUCUUCUUCUAUAUUUUCUUGUUUAAAUGUUUCUUUAUUUUGGCCUCCUAACGUUUUUUGGGAUUUGGUUUUAGGUGAAAGGAAGAACCGAAAACGGGAGGUGAAAACUGAUGAACUAGUCCACACUCUGAAGAAACUGUCCCAAACAAAACGACCAGGGAUAGAAGUGGAGAUAAGGAGGCUAGAAGGAAAAGACAAAGAGAAAGGAGCAAAGAUAGUUGAAGAAGCAAAGAAACAGCAAGUGACUCUUUUAGUAGUUGGACAAGAGAAGAAACCUCCAGUAUGGAGGCUACUGAAGAGAUGGGCUUGGAAGAGACGCCGUGGACAUGCCGGUGUUCUUAAAUACUGUCUCGAAAACGCUUCUUGCAUGACUAUAGCUGUUAAACCAAAGAAGCGCAAGCACGGUGGUUACUUAAUCACCACCAAACGCCACAAAAACUUCUGGCUUCUCGCUUAAUGAACACCAACCUGCAAGCUUUUCAUCCUUUAUUUUUGUUUGUUUGUAUCAUCAAAAGCUUUCAAAUAAAUUCUCAUUCUUCCAAUGGAUUAUUGAAAUAACAAAUGUAUCUGCACAAGAAUUAUCAACAAUUUUCCC
Messenger RNA from Brassica rapa (field mustard), 2342 nucleotides. Its product is annotated as nucleolar MIF4G domain-containing protein 1. The record is from RefSeq and is a predicted model, not a curated record. Lineage: Eukaryota; Viridiplantae; Streptophyta; Magnoliopsida; Brassicales; Brassicaceae.